Messenger RNA from Vicia villosa (hairy vetch), 1079 nucleotides. Its product is annotated as chlorophyll a-b binding protein of LHCII type 1-like. Bases 81 to 875 code for a protein of 264 amino acids. The transcript has a single exon. Gene Ontology annotation, cellular component: chloroplast thylakoid membrane; chloroplast envelope; plastoglobule. The record is from RefSeq and is a predicted model, not a curated record. Gene Ontology annotation, biological process: photosynthesis, light harvesting in photosystem I; response to light stimulus. NCBI's taxonomy places the organism in Eukaryota, Viridiplantae, Streptophyta, Magnoliopsida, Fabales, Fabaceae.
CAUCAUAUUCAAUAAAACCAUCCUCAACAUUGCCAAUACAAAUACUCAUUUGUUAACUAAGUAAGCACUAAAAUACUAGAAUGGCCGCUUCAACAAUGUCUUUAUCUUCUUCAUCAUUGGUUGGAAAGGCAAUCAAGCUUUCCCCGUCCGGUCAGGACUUUGGGGUGGGAAGAGUUACAAUGAGAAAAACAGCCACAAAGAAGGUUUCUUCUGGUAGCCCAUGGUAUGGACCAGACCGUGCCAAAUACUUGGGUCCAUUCUCCGGUGAAGCACCAUCCUACCUCACUGGUGAGUUUCCCGGAGAUUACGGUUGGGACACUGCUGGACUUUCAGCUGAUCCUGAGACCUUUUCUAAAAACCGUGAACUAGAGGUCAUCCACAGCAGGUGGGCUAUGUUGGGAGCCUUAGGAUGUGUCUUCCCCGAGCUCUUGGCUCGCAACGGUGUCAAAUUCGGCGAGGCCGUGUGGUUCAAGGCUGGAUCACAAAUCUUCAGUGAGGGUGGACUUGACUACUUGGGUAACCCAAGUCUUGUCCAUGCACAGAGCAUUCUGGCCAUAUGGGCAACUCAAGUAAUCUUAAUGGGAGCUGUUGAAGGUUACCGCAUUGCUGGUGGACCUCUUGGUGAGGUGGUUGACCCAUUGUACCCAGGUGGCAGCUUUGAUCCAUUAGGUCUUGCCGAAGAUCCAGAAGCAUUUGCAGAGUUGAAGGUGAAAGAACUGAAGAAUGGUAGGUUAGCCAUGUUCUCAAUGUUUGGAUUCUUUGUUCAAGCAAUUGUAACAGGAAAAGGACCUAUAGAAAAUCUUGCUGACCACCUUGCUGAUCCAGUUAACAACAAUGCAUGGGCAUAUGCCACAAACUUUGCUCCUGGAAAGUGAGAAAAAACAAUGAGAAGUGACUAACUUGAUUAUCACAAUGUUUAUUUCUGAUUCUAAUAUACUGUGUGUAAAAAUAUAUGGUGCAUUAAAGAGGCUGAAAUGAAUGUGGAUGAUGAUAAGGAAAUGUUAAUUGAAACGACAAAGCACUAUGUAAUUGAUUCUUACAAAAUAUCAUAGCAAGUCACUUGGGGAUGCAUUUUUCCA